This is a messenger RNA of Myzus persicae (green peach aphid), 426 nucleotides long. RefSeq lists its product as uncharacterized. The record is from RefSeq and is a predicted model, not a curated record. The transcript has a single exon. NCBI's taxonomy places the organism in Eukaryota, Metazoa, Arthropoda, Insecta, Hemiptera, Aphididae. Bases 1 to 273 code for a protein of 90 amino acids.
AUGCCGAAACCCACUAAAGAAGAUUGGAAAAAUAUUAGCAGGGAAUAUAAAGAAAUAUGGAAUUUUCCCAAUUGUAUUGGAUGUCUCGACGGUAAACACAUUAAUAUUCAAUGUCCUAUAAAUGGUGGAUCAGCAUAUUUUAAUUAUAAAGGGGUUAAUUCGAUCGUCUUGUUAGCUUUGGUAGAUGCUCAUUAUAGGUUUAUAACUGUUGAUGUGGGUUCUUAUGGUCGGAACUCCGAUGGAAAUGUAUUUGCCAAAUCCGCGUUAGGAUAGAUUAGAUGUUCCACCUUAUACACCAAUAGAAGAAAAUGGAGACCCAAUGCCAUACGUACUAGUUUCAGAUGAGGCGUUUCCCUUGAAGUCAUAUCUAAUGAGACCAUAUAGCAGGGCAACUCUAGGUGGAAAUGAAGGAAACAAAAUUUUUAA